This is a messenger RNA of Nannizzia gypsea CBS 118893, 297 nucleotides long. RefSeq names its product small nuclear ribonucleoprotein LSM2. Gene Ontology annotation, molecular function: RNA binding. The transcript has 3 exons. Gene Ontology annotation, biological process: mRNA splicing, via spliceosome. Bases 1 to 297 code for a protein of 98 amino acids. NCBI's taxonomy places the organism in Eukaryota, Fungi, Ascomycota, Eurotiomycetes, Onygenales, Arthrodermataceae. Gene Ontology annotation, cellular component: U4/U6 x U5 tri-snRNP complex; precatalytic spliceosome; P-body. The record is from RefSeq and is a predicted model, not a curated record.
AUGUUAUUCUUCAGCUUCUUCAAGACCCUUACGAACCGCACCGUGACGAUCGAACUGAAAAAUGAUAUACGGAUUCGUGGCACUUUGAAGAGUGUGGAUCAAUAUUUGAACAUCAAACUAGACGAUAUCGAAGUCCUCGACUUGAACGAGUACCCGCAUCUUUCCAGCGUCAGCAAUGUUUUCAUUCGAGGAAGUGUGGUGAGAUAUAUUGUACUGCCACAGUCUGAAGUUGAUACCGGCCUACUAGAAGACGCAACCAGACGAGAGGCAGCAAACCAAGCGAAUAAGGCGCGGUAA